UAAAAAUGUUUUCAGGUUUUGUGAGAGAACGUUGUGUAGGCCUACAAAAUUCAAUACAAACGAUCUCUACUCCUUGGCAGAUUCUUAUAUUAAUUUAAAGUCAUUGUUUUAAGAUAAAUGAAUACGAUAUUUAAAUGCUUACGUCGAUUAUGCUUUUCCAGAGUACUUAAGCUGAACAACUUUCGGUGGUACCAAUUGACAUUAAACUUCAUUACCGUAUGAUAACGAAAUAAAAGUUAUAGGCCUAGUACUAGUAUUACUAAAGUAAAUACCUGUAUUGACCUAGUGCUACUACUAGUACUACUAUUAAUUAACAUUCUAACUUAUAAAGUGACUGUGACAACUUCGACGAUAUUAGAGAAUCUUGUUUUGCUGUCUUGAGUUUUCCAUGUUCAGUACCACAAUUAAUUAUAGUUUGUACAAGAGGGAAGAACUUAAAGAACAAUGCAAGAAAGUUUGUAACAACAAGUUACAAAGAUUCAGAAACACUAACGGUUGAAAUUAAUUUUUAAGUCUUAUGAUUGGCAUUGACAUUCAAAAUUGCGAUGAUGACACAUGUUUAGUAUUGGUACUGGUAGUGUAUGGCUCCAAAUGAAAAAAAUAUUGUUUUCAAGCCAUAACUUUAUUUAAAUUAGCCAAUUUCUAGAGUAUACAAACUUUUGUAAUUCUGUUGGUGUGUAUUACUGCCAGAUUUUGUUUAAAACUUAGCAAAAAUGCCACAGAAAGUUUUUAACCUGCCUGAUCCACAUUGUACAUCUGAUAAAUACUUUGAAUACACAAAAUCAUUAAGACAAGAGAAACCACCAAUUAUUAUAGAUAAUGGAUCCUCUCAAUGUAAAGUAGGAUGGGCUACAAAUGAAAAGCCUCGCAUGAUUUUUAGAAAUUUAGUUGCCAAACAGAGGGGAAAAAAGGAAGGAGAAACUCAAAUAGGAAAUGAUAUAACUAAUAUCGAAGUGGUGAGAUGGCUAUUGAAAAGUCAAUUUGAUCGCAACAUGGUCAUGCAGUUUGACAUACAGGAGCAGAUUUUCGAUCACAUUUUUAGCCACCUUGGGAUCACUACAGAUGGGUGUGUUGAUCAUCCAAUUGUUCUUACGGAAACACCUUGCAAUCCACCUAUGUCAAGACAAUUGAUGUCAGAACUUCUGUUUGAAUGUUAUCAAGUACCAAAAGUAGCAUUCGGAAUAGAUUGUCUGUUCAGCUUUCAUUACAAUAAUAAAGGUGAACAAAGCCAGAAUGGUCUGGUAAUUUCUUCAGGAUACAACACAACACAUAUUCUCCCUAUUCUUGAUGGCAGACCAGUUCCUAGGGAAGUUCGUCGUAUUAACAUUGGUGGAAGCCACAUGACUUCGUAUUUACACAGGUUACUACAGCUAAAAUAUCCUGCACAUUUUUCCUGCAUCACUUUAACUAGAGCUGAGGAUUUUCUCCAUAACCAUACUUACAUUGCUGAAAAUUACCAUGACGAGUUGAAGAAAUGGAUAGAUCCCGAAUUUUACGAGAAUAAUAUUCACCGUAUACAGUUACCAUACACUCCACUGCCAGGAAACAUUAGUGCUGGAUCAGGAAAGUUGGCAUGGUGUGAAACCAUCGUGAAGAGAGUUAAAGAGAUGACCUUGAAAAGGAAGAUGGAACGACUUGCUGAACAUGAAGAAAGACUACAACAGAUGAUAAAUGCACAGGAGUUGCUGGAAGAAGGUGAAGAAGACAAUUUUGUGAGGGCACUUCAAGAGUUGGGUUGUCACUCUGCAGAAGAACUCCAACUUGAAAGCAACCGACUAAAUCAACAAAUUCAAAAGGCCAAAAAUCUUAAGCAGGAAAGUUCAGAGCCAACAAGAAAGAUAAGAUGUGUGGAAGUAGACUUGCGAAGAUUUUCUGACUCGGAAACUUGGAUUGCAGCUGUUCGGAAACAGUGGAAGGAGUUACGUGAAUCAAGACUGUCUCGACAUCGAUACCAGAAAACCGAGAAACUUCCUCAGCUGUUUGAUUGUGAAGGUAAUCCAGUGGAAGCAAUGGAUGAGGUCUCGGCUGAGGACAGUGAAGAUGAGCAAGACAAGAUUUUUGAAUUGGAAGAAAUAAUAGCUGAAUACAACCGUGAAGUUAACAAUAAGUCGGGUUACAGGUCAGAGCACCGAUUUUCGUUGAACAUUGCUGAAUAUUACCAGCUUCAUCUUGGUGUGGAACGAAUGAGGUGA
Messenger RNA from Limulus polyphemus (Atlantic horseshoe crab), 2192 nucleotides. RefSeq names its product actin-related protein 5-like. The transcript has 15 exons. Gene Ontology annotation, cellular component: cytoplasm; Ino80 complex. The record is from RefSeq and is a predicted model, not a curated record. The coding region runs from base 714 to 2192 and encodes 492 amino acids. Gene Ontology annotation, biological process: regulation of DNA-templated transcription. NCBI's taxonomy places the organism in Eukaryota, Metazoa, Arthropoda, Merostomata, Xiphosura, Limulidae.